UCCGGGUAAUUUCAGGGUUUGGCCCUUUCCCCCCUCAGCUUUCCUUUCUCCCGGCUGCCCCCGCCUCCCGCCCGCAGUGCCGGGAGGGCGCUCUGCGCAGGCGCCCGCGGAGGAGGAGAGCCAGCCCGCCAGCGGUCAGCCGGACUCGGCCUGGGACCCGGCCCUGCAGGGAGGCGCUGCCCCUCAGAGGUGGGCGAGAAGGGCCGCCUGGAGGGAGCGAUCGCCGGAGAAAUUGGCAACUCUUCGCAGAAAGGUACCCAAGAAGCGCGGGAGAGCGCGGCGCGUAGAGGCGUCCAGAAAUACUUCUGUGGGGGUUCCACGGAGACCAAUUAGAAAGUUCUAAAGGCCUGGUUUAGAGCCUAAAGCCAUCUGCUGCUGGGCGUGGAGGAGGCCUUGCCUCGGCGGAAGUGGGACUGCCCCGGAAGUGGGACUGCCCCGUGGAAGUAGGACUGCCCCGAGCGUUGGCAUCUCCGCCCAGGCCGGCUCCACCAUGUCCAAGGUUUCCUUUAAGAUCACCCUGACGUCCGACCCGCGGCUGCCCUACAAAGUACUCAGUGUUCCUGAAAGUACACCGUUCACCGCAGUCUUGAAGUUCGCCGCGGAAGAGUUUAAAGUUCCUGCCGCCACGAGUGCCAUUAUCACCAAUGAUGGAAUAGGAAUAAAUCCCGCACAGACUGCCGGAAAUGUCUUCCUAAAGCACGGCUCGGAACUGCGAAUCAUUCCUAGAGACCGUGUUGGAAGCUGUUAAUGUCCUCUGCUUAAAGAUAAAUACACCUUUCAAAGUCAAUAUUGGUAUUGCCCAGCCGGUGUGGCUCAGUUGGUUGAGGACCGGACCAUGCACCAAGAGGUCGCCAGUUUGAAUCCCAGUCAGGGCACAUGCCCCGGUGUCGGGGGUGAUCCCCAAUGGAUGUUCACCCCUCAUGGAUGUUUCUCUCUCUCUCCUUCUCUCUCCCUCUAUCUCUAAACUCAAUAAAAACAUUUCAAUAAGUAAA
Myotis davidii is the source of this 992-nucleotide messenger RNA. RefSeq names its product ubiquitin-fold modifier 1. The record is from RefSeq and is a predicted model, not a curated record. Gene Ontology annotation, cellular component: cytoplasm; nucleus. Lineage: Eukaryota; Metazoa; Chordata; Mammalia; Chiroptera; Vespertilionidae. Gene Ontology annotation, biological process: protein K69-linked ufmylation. The transcript is spliced from 2 exons. The coding region runs from base 491 to 748 and encodes 85 amino acids.